Symbiodinium sp. CCMP2456 is the source of this 2064-nucleotide messenger RNA. The record is from the annotation of a GenBank genome assembly. NCBI's taxonomy places the organism in Eukaryota, Dinophyceae, Suessiales, Symbiodiniaceae.
AUGCUUCGAGUUGUGCUUUGUGUGCUAUGGGUCUUGCCCGCACCGGGCAGUCCUGAUGUUUCAGCAGUCACGUUGCAGCUCGAUGGCGAGCAGAGGCAACUGACCUGGGACGCGGAGCGCGAGGAUGUUGCGGUGAAGAUCGGUGAGUUUCUGGAGGCACAUCGUUCUGGCGAGCCUGUGAGAAACGACGUGGAGCUCCUUUUGCGACAGCUGCGAGCUCAAACGGCACGCAGAAAAGCAGACGUUAGCACACUGCCUUCCAAGAAUGGCGGGUCAAUCAAAAAGGUUCUCCCCCCAAGGAAAGGAAGCCAGAUUGCACUUUACAAUAGCCAUGAGGCGAACAUUGCUAUCAGCAUUGAUGGCCGAGUGCAGUGUGUACUCGAGCUUGAGCGCUUGUUCGGAGUGCGGUACUACACCCCGUCUCUUUCAAACGCGACGGAGCGGCGGCAUGCGUGGCUCGAGGCGGCCAAGACCAUCAGAGACCGAUGCGAGUGCGAGGGAGGCCCCGGGAGCUGUCCUCGGCGCUUCGACUCGGGCAUCUUGGUCCGUCCGAGCUCGGAAGCUGAAGCGAACAUCAUCGAAGAGGUCUUCUCCGUAGAUGAGUGGCGAUACAUAGAUCAUCAAGAAGCGCAUGCCGUAAUGGCUUAUUAUGCAUCUUCCAUGCGGACAGCCCUUGUUGUGGUGAGCGAUGCAGCCUUUCAUGUCUUUCAUGUCUCUUUGGGAAGUGUAAAACGCAUCGCAAGCCUGGAUUACGGCUUGGGCACCAUGUACAUGCUCUUGGCUGGACUGCUGCCGGAGGUAACUGGUCAGCCUUUGGAUGCGAGAUGUCAAUACACCGGGAAGCCGGAGAGCGGCCCUCUCUUUCCAGAGUUUCUGUCUGGAGACUUGCAUCUGCAGUGCCUCAGCUGGGCGGGAAAGCUCAUGGGCUAUGCCGCUGCUGGCACUGCUUCGGAAGAUUUGCAAGAGGUCGCCCGGGAGGCCUUCGAAGUUUCAGGUGCCAUGCCGAAAUAUUCCAUGGAGCACAUCAUGAGCGUUACCUUCCCCACGACGGAGUUGCCAGCACGAUUCCAGGAUGCCCUUCAGCAGGUCUGCGCUUCAGACGAGGGCCAGCGGAACUUUGCCGCGUCUGUGCAGGUUGAGUUUGAGAGGAUAACCAACUUGACAGUGACCGAGCUGGUCCGUCGUGUGGGGCCCCAGAGCCUGGAUGGUGUGGUGAUGACAGGCGGCUGCGCGCUCAACGUCCUGGCGAACCAGCGCGUCUAUGAUUUUCUGGAGAGGGGAGAGGGAGAGACAGCGGGCUCAGUGGAGGUCUGGGUGCCGCCGUCGCCCAACGACGGGGGCUUGUCCAUCGGAGGGCUCUGGUCCGUGGCCCCGCCCUUGGCUCGGCAGCCGCUCCAGUACUUGGGCUUUUCGCUUUGGGAUUCGGAGGUUCUGUUGGAGGAAGCGCAUCAGCGAGGAGCGCGGCGGCUCCCGGAGUUGGGUGGCGUUGACUUCUUGGCGGAGCUCCUGGUCGGGGAAGGCGCUCUCUGGGCGGAGCGGAUGGAGCGUUUUGGCCGGCCGGCUCGGCCCAUCGUCGCUGUGGUCAGAGGCCGCCAGGAAUUUGGGCCAAGGGCGCUGGGGCAUCGAUCCCUCCUGGCCGUGCCGGAUGCCACGAUGAAAGACCGCAUGAACCGUUUGAAAGCGCGGCAGUGGUACCGCCCCGUGGCACCGAUGAUCGCAGAAGAGGACCUGGUCGAAGUCUUCGGCCGGCGCAUUCUUUCGCCCUACAUGAGCAUGGCCCCGGAGGUCCUCGAAGAGACGCGGAAGAAGUUCCCUGCUUUAGCGCACUUCGACGGCACUGCACGGCAUCAGUCAGUCAGCCGAGCAGACGAACCCUGGGUCCACGCUCUGUUGCUGGCUGUGGGAAAACGCACGGGGCUGGCGGCUCUGAUCAACACCAGCUUCAACACAAAAGGCAAGCCCAUCGUCAACACUGUGCGUGAGUGCCUUCGCAUGCUAGACGAGCUCCCGGAUCUUGACUACGUGCUGAUCGAGGAUUGGCUUUUCGAGAAAGCUCGGUCCUGA